GAGCCUGUUCGUCCAUGGCAGAAUCCCGGUCCUGGCGGUGGUUAUAACAUUACGUGCGCGCUUCGGAAUAUGCCUUGAAGCGGGUAAUUGGCCGGUGUAUGGUGAAGGAAUGCAGGGACGACUUGUUCCAUUUGGUAUUCAGGCCCCAACUACGUAUGUCGUCCUGUCGAUCGGAAGCAUUUCUUUUUCUUCCUCCCAUCAUGUCAAAGAGAGGCAGGGUCUCUCUCGAUGCAGUGGGCAACCCGUUUUUUGGACCGACGAAUCUUCCAGGGCCCCCGGACGAAACUGAAGAAGAAAGGGUGAAUCGAUUAAAGCAACUACAGGAGGCGCAAACGGUGUCACGCCAGAUUGACGAGCACCUGUUGGAGACGAAGAAGGCGCUGGAGAGACGCAAACGUGCAAUUAAGAUGCUUCUGUUGGGUCAGGCCGAGUCAGGAAAAAGCACGUUGUUGAAGAAUUUUCAGCUUGCCUUCACUCCCAUUCAAUUCCAAAACGAGCGUGGAGUGUGGAGGAGAAUAGUCCAGCUGAAUCUCAUCAAUUCUGUGAAGAUCAUUCUCGACGCACUGCAAAGUGAAUGGAGCACUGCAGACACGCCCUCGACUUCCCUAGGAAAAGAACACCGCCGGCUUCACCUACGACUCUCUCCUCUGCUCGUAUAUGAAACUGCUUUCAACGAGAUCCUCUCACUGAACCCUAAUGCGCGAGACAUCUGUGUACGAGCCGGCAGUGGAUGGAAAUCGACGCUAAGAGGAGACCCUCCUCGACCCUCUCUGGACGAGCCUCGAAAUCGAGAACUUCUCAUUAGGAACGAUCCAACGCAGGUCCUAGAAGCUUCCUCAAACGAUAUCCUCACUUUGUGGACCGACCCUGCAGUGCAGGACGUCUUAAACUCGCGUGGGAUACACCUGCAGGAUUCCUCAGGGUUUUUUCUAGAUGAUGUAGCGAGGGUGACGAAGAAGGAUUACAUUCCUACGGAAUCGGACAUCGUACGAGCAAGAGUCAGGACUAUUGGUGUCGAGGAGCAUCAUUUUGUCGCUGAAUCAGGGACAGAUAAAGGAUCCGAGUUCUUCAUCGCGGAUGUCGGCGGCAGUCGGUCAUCGCGUGCAUCGUGGAUACCAUACUUUGAUGAUGUGGAUGCAAUUCUGUUCUUAGCGCCAUUGGCCUUUAAUCUAUCCCUGGAGGAGGAUCCUCGAGUCAAUCGUUUGGAAGAUAGCUUGCAGUUAUGGCGGGCGAUAUGCGAGAAUAAGCUUUUGGCGAAUUGCACACUGAUCCUUUUCCUCAAUAAGAAAGACAUACUUGCAAAGACGUUAGCAUCGGGCGUUUCAGUUAAACGAUAUGUUACAAGCUAUAACGACCCAAAUGACGUCCCUCACGUAACAAAGUAUUUCAAAGACAGAUUUAAGAGUUAUCACAGAAAGCUGUCAUUGCACCCUCGACCCUUCAUAUCCUACGAAACGUCUGCUAUUGAUACACGCGCCACAAAGGCCGUUGUACUCGCAGUGCACGACAGUAUUAUCCGGAGAAACCUUGCCAAAAGUGAUUUAAUAUAGUGUAAUCUAUCAUGUAUCUGGAUUAUUCCAUAUUUCUGGAGUCGACCUAUCAAUUACAAACUCCUAACCGCUUUGAUAUCUGAUCUAAGUAUUUCGCGC
Desarmillaria tabescens is the source of this 1649-nucleotide messenger RNA. Its product is annotated as heterotrimeric GTP-binding alpha subunit. Gene Ontology annotation, cellular component: heterotrimeric G-protein complex. The record is from RefSeq and is a predicted model, not a curated record. The coding region runs from base 99 to 1550 and encodes 483 amino acids. Gene Ontology annotation, biological process: adenylate cyclase-modulating G protein-coupled receptor signaling pathway. The transcript is spliced from 17 exons. Gene Ontology annotation, molecular function: G-protein beta/gamma-subunit complex binding; guanyl nucleotide binding; GTPase activity. NCBI's taxonomy places the organism in Eukaryota, Fungi, Basidiomycota, Agaricomycetes, Agaricales, Physalacriaceae.